Aspergillus ibericus CBS 121593 is the source of this 672-nucleotide messenger RNA. RefSeq lists its product as uncharacterized. The record is from RefSeq and is a predicted model, not a curated record. NCBI's taxonomy places the organism in Eukaryota, Fungi, Ascomycota, Eurotiomycetes, Eurotiales, Aspergillaceae. The transcript has a single exon. Bases 1 to 672 code for a protein of 223 amino acids.
AUGACUGAGAACCCACUUCCACUGGCCCUGAUAGACGUCUUGGAGGGUCCUGAGCAUAUGAUCCCAUGGAUGAACCAAGUCAAGGCUGAGCUGCAGCGCCUGGGAUUACUGGUCUUGGUCGAGCCAAAAAUUCCCGCUCCUGAGCCCCAUGAAGAAGGUUACGAAUACUGGAAGCAUCUGGCAGGAUGUGUUCUGAACUGGCUGAGGUCCCGGGUGUCGCAUGAGAUCCGUAACAGCCCUCGCUGGGGUUGCUACAAUAUUCGAUCCCCAGUCGAAUACCUGAAUGCCGUGGAAGUCAUCGUCCGAAUUACCGAUGCCCACUCGGCCAGGGAGAAGUGGGAGAAAGCUCUUGGCUUCCAACGCAACGAGUAUAAUUCCGUCCGCGAAUACGUUACCGAGUUGAAGAGGGCAAUUAUGGCCUCAGACCUGGUAGGCAUGUACGUGGCGCCUUUUCAAGCCACCUGCAUCUUGCUCCGGUGGGUGGAAGACCUGGGAGAAGAGGGUAGGCAGUUCUCGGAUAGGAUUUGCUCCACGCUACCACUGAAUAUCGCCAGGAUGAUGACGACGGAACACUUUAUUGACAUUUGUAACCAAGCUAUUGGUUUGGAUGCUCAAUGUCCGACUGCCGACGAAGCUCUUGAGCGUAGCGUUCAGAAUCCGAUUGCCGAAUGA